This is a messenger RNA of Culex pipiens pallens (northern house mosquito), 1338 nucleotides long. Its product is annotated as aminoacylase-1B-like. Gene Ontology annotation, biological process: amino acid metabolic process. The coding region runs from base 51 to 1271 and encodes 406 amino acids. The record is from RefSeq and is a predicted model, not a curated record. The transcript is spliced from 3 exons. NCBI's taxonomy places the organism in Eukaryota, Metazoa, Arthropoda, Insecta, Diptera, Culicidae. Gene Ontology annotation, cellular component: cytoplasm. Gene Ontology annotation, molecular function: aminoacylase activity.
CUUCAGUAUGCCUUUGUUACUGCUAGAGAACAGGCGAUUUUGUUCGAACGAUGUCUUUACCAACCACUGAACAGCUUCAGUGCUGGGAAAACAAUGAGGAAAUUAAGAUAUUUCGUGAAUACCUCAGGAUUCCCAGCGUGCACCCGGAUAUUGAUUACGAUGAGUGCAUCUCCUUCCUGCGUCGCCAAGCAACCACCCUGAAUCUACCCAUGGAAGUGUACGAGGUUAACCCCAAGAAACCAGUCGUAAUCAUCACCUGGCAAGGUACCGACCCUUCAGCGACCUCCAUAAUCCUCAACUCUCACAUGGACGUGGUCCCGGUCUACCCGGAACACUGGACACACCCCCCAUUUUCGGCGCACCUCGACGGCGAAGGUCGACUCCACGCCCGCGGCGCGCAGGACAUGAAGUGCGUCGGAGUGCAGUAUCUGGGCGCGAUUCGUGCGCUGAAGCGGGAGGGAGUUCGUCUGAAGAGAACACUUCAUGUGUUGUUCGUUCCGGACGAGGAGACCGGCGGUGUGCUGGGGAUGAAGGACUUUGUUAGGACGGAGAGGUUUCGCGAGCUGAACUGUGGCUUUGCGCUGGAUGAAGGGGAUGUCGCGGAGGACGAGUGCUUGAGGGUGUUCUACGGUGAACGGAUUAAGAGACGUGUCUACUUCCACAUAUCCGGUACUCCAGGCCAUGGAUCGCUUCUACUGAAGGAUACAGCUGGCGAAAAAGCUCGAAAGCUGAUCGAUAAACUGAUGGACCUUCGCAGCAGUGAAGCCCGAAAGCUUGCGGACAAUCCGGAACUCACGGAAGGGGACAUUACCACCGUGAAUCUCACCAUGAUGCAGGGAGGAGUUCAAAGUGACGUCGUCCCUCCGGAGAUGAUGAUCUGUUUUGAUAUACGGGCAACGCCGAACAGAUCCGUGGCGGAGUUCGAAUCUCAGCUGGAAGCGUGGUGUGAGGAGUCCGGAGGAGGGAUUCAAAUUGAUUACGGGGAUAAGGAUCCCGUUGUAGAGCCGACGAAGCUUGAUGGAUCGAAUCCGUUUUGGGGACCUUUUAGGGAUGCUCUGAGUGACACGAAUCUCAAGGUUACGACGGAGAUAAUGUCGGGGAAUACGGAUAUUCUGUUUGUUAGAGAGUUGGGAAUACCUGCAUUUGGAUUCUCUCCCAUAUACAAUACCCAACUGUUAUACCAUGAUCACAACGAGUACUUGCAUGCUGAGGUAUUCCUCAAAGGUAUCGACAUCUACAGAAAGGUUAUCAAGGCGGUAGCGUAUGCUUGAAUCUAGUUGUUAAUCCAAAGACUUUCGCUGAACUUGUCUCUUCAGAACAUUAAAUAAAAUCUUCAAG